Molecule: messenger RNA, 1137 nt
Organism: Linum trigynum
Lineage: Eukaryota; Viridiplantae; Streptophyta; Magnoliopsida; Malpighiales; Linaceae
Source: the annotation of a GenBank genome assembly
AUGGAGUACGAAGAAGGACGACGGGUCGAACAACCGCUAUCACCCGACGUGCCGUUUCCUGGUCUACGUGCCGUUUGCUGCCAUGGAAGGACUGCACUUGUUUCUUAUGAACCUGGGGAAAAUGUGACAAAGGUCAUAACUUGGAAGAGAACAACAUCAUCAAGGUCAUCCGCGUAUCGAAACCCACUCGCCAAUGGGGCAAAAGAUGAUGUCUCUGGUAGUGGUAGUGAAUUUAUUGAGGAGUUCUACAUGAUUUCAGGAAGCCAUUCCUCCACCCUUGACCGACUAUAUGCUUGGGAAAGAAAACUUUAUGAUGAAGUUAAGGCCAGUGAAUGUAUUAGGAAGGAGUACGAUCAAAAGUGUGAUAAGCUGAGACAGCAAUUUGCAAAAGAUCAUAGUGUACAAGUUAUCGACAUGACUAGGGAGGUAGUGAAUGACCUACACUCACGGAUAAGAGUCAGCAAUUCAUUCCGUCGACUCGAUAUCAAAAAGAAUCGAGAAGAUGAGGGACGAAGAACUGCAUCCUCAACUCCUGGAGCUAGUUCAAGGGUUAAUCCGAAUGUGGAAGGCCAUGCUGGAAAUGGCGACACCCGACGAGAAGCCUUGUCCCAGCUAGUGCAAGAGAUCGAAUGUUUCGGGUUAGGGUUUGCAAACUGGGUUAAUAGCCAUACAUCAUAUGUCCAAGCUCUUAACGGGUGGCUGCAGCACUGCAUCAUUCAACAACCACAAGAGCGGUCGAAGAACAGGAAGCCUUUCUCCCCACGUAGAGUUCUGGCCCCACCUAUCUUUGUUCUCUGCCGGGAUUGGUCUGUAGGCAUCAAAUCCUUGCCAUCUGAGGAACUCUGCAAUGCUAUAAAAUCAUUCCUGGCCGACUUGGAUCAGUUAAUGCGUCAUCAACAGACUGCAGAAAAGAAUGAUGGUGAUGAAGCCCACCAAGAAACAGAGACCAAAGUUGACGGUGAGAAGAAUAAUGAGAAUGUAUCUGCAAACUUGAGCGGCAUCCACGCCAGUCUAGCAAAUGUUCUAGAUAAACUAAACAAGUUUUCUGAAGCUUCUCUGAAAAUGUACGAGGAUAUUAGGCAAAAGAGUGAAACUGCGCGAGUUGCAUACUCAACUUGCAGACCGGUUAGAUUCUGA